AUGGCUUGGCGCUUCAUUUGGCUCUUUGCUUUGCUGACGGGUGCUCGGGGUACCAAUCGAAGCACCGGCACCGAUCGAUUCUAUUCCUUUUGGCAGACCGUGGUGGAAGCGUGGGGCGAUCCAAGUCCGCUGAUCUUCAAAUCAGGUGCUCCACAGGUGUUGACCUUUGCGGAUCGCUUCGGGGCCAUGGGGCCUCUGAUGUGUCACGUGGCGCGGAGCGUGGAGAUGGCCGGCGGCUUCCUGCGGAUCUUGGGCUUGCAAAAGGGCCGCCGAAUCCAGCUGCCCAACAAACAUCUGCACCGGAACAGCUCUCUGGAUGUCUUCUUGAAGAAGUAUGUGCUCUUGUCGCGCUCCUUGCAGAAGAUGCCGCCCAAUACCACCGUGCUCUUCGUCGAUGCCUUCGACGUGCUCUUUCAGCGUUCGAUCCGCGACGUGGUCCACACCUACGAGCGCCUGGCCAAAAGCGCGGCGCAGGCCCAUGGCGUUUGGCCGGUCGUCUUCGGGGGGGAGAUGAAUUGCUGGCCCUGGCCACACAACGGCAGCUUCCACCUGCCGCGCCGCCGCCGGCAUCGCCAGCAGCCCAUUCCGCGCGGCAACCGCAACAGCACCUGGCAUUUCCACAUUCCCCGCGGUGCCGCCCUGGCGGCCGACUACCACGAGGAGUGGCGGUAUCCGUACCCGCGGAGCGGUCGAGGCUCGAUCACGUCCAGCGAGGUCUGUCGGGAAUGGUUGCUGCAACGUGGUGAUCCUCAGUGGUCCGGCCAGGGUCGCGGGGCGAGGGCGCCCGUCUUCCCGUUUCUCAACUCGGGCACCUUCGUCGGCCGCGCCGCGUCCAUUCUGCGCCUCAUUCGGAUCAUGGUGCGGCUCUAUCGGCGGACGGGGGAGAUGGAUGACCAAGCUCUUCUGGUGCAACACGGUGGUCUUGUUUAG
This is a messenger RNA of Durusdinium trenchii, 930 nucleotides long. The record is from the annotation of a GenBank genome assembly. Lineage: Eukaryota; Dinophyceae; Suessiales; Symbiodiniaceae.